This is a messenger RNA of Anopheles aquasalis, 1921 nucleotides long. RefSeq names its product SET and MYND domain containing, arthropod-specific, member 5 (gene SmydA-5). Gene Ontology annotation, molecular function: protein binding. NCBI's taxonomy places the organism in Eukaryota, Metazoa, Arthropoda, Insecta, Diptera, Culicidae. The record is from RefSeq and is a predicted model, not a curated record.
UCACAGUCGCUGUUUUAAUACGGCUAGUGAAACGUAAUUCCUUUAACUUAACAUCGUUCUGGUCCGUUUACAGAAAAGACCGCAAAGUCGCCCCUAAGCGAGCAGGAUGAAUGUGGCCAAAAAGUGCGGCUUUUGCGGAAAAGAAUCGACGUUAAAGUGUGGCGGGUGCGCCGGAAUCUACUAUUGCAAUCCGGACCAUCAGAAAAAGCAUUGGCGUGCAAAACAUAAAAAUGAGUGCGCCAAACCGUACGAGAUCGUCUAUCAUUCGAAGGAAGCAAAGCUGGCAAGGAAUGAAGAAAUUGGCCGUUACUUUAUGGCCACCAAGCCCAUCCCCAAGGACACGGUACUGUUUUCUGAAAACCCGCUUGUAAUUGGACCAAAAUGGAAUCUGGACGAGUACGAGCAACGGUCGGCGAUAGUUCCGUGUGUUGGUUGUUUCGCUGAUUGUCGCCUCGGACAAUUCCGUUGUGAGCAUUGCCAUUGGCCAGCCUGUAAACCGGAUUGCCCCGGAUUGACCAACGCGAACCUACACGGUAUUGAGUGCGGCAUCCUUCGCUUCGGGCGGGCCCCAAAGCCCACCGAUGAUCCGGAAACAUUCUUCGACUACUAUCGCUACGAUGCACUGCUAGUGCUGAAGUGUUUGGCCAUCCAGAUCCGUAGUCCAACACAGUUCGAGCAAAUGAUGAACCUGGAAAGCCACUAUGAAAUGCGUAAGAAUACGCAUUACUAUCAAGAUGCCGAUGACCGCGUGGUGUCCUAUUUGUUGCGCAAUUAUUUGGAACCGCUGCAAAAGCUUGAACAAAAGCAAGGCAAGCAAGUGCUCAAGGUGUGCGACAGGAAGGUGCUGCACAAGAUUGCCGGAAUAUUGGAGGUAAAUGCAAUGGUAAUUCCAUUGGCUAAUGGAAGAGAAAUUUGUGGUCUCUAUCCCAUCGGGUGUAUGCUGGAACACUGCUGUGUUCCCAACUCGUUUUACACGUUUGACUGCUCUAAGGGCAUGAAGCUAACGUUCAAGGCCGGAAGGGAUAUUCAAAAAGGUGAACACUUGUCCACAACCUAUACGCAUUCCUUGUGGGGAACGCAUCUACGCCGGCAGCAUUUGAAAACGAACAAAUACUUUGGUUGCAAGUGUGAACGCUGCUCUGACCCGACGGAAUUCGGAACGUUUCUUAGUGCUCUAAGGUGUAUGGGAUUGGAUGGAGAGCCAUGCGGCGGAUAUCAGCUACCGAUAGAUCCACUGUCCGAAACCAGUGACUGGAAAUGUGAUCGUUGUCCGGUGCAAAUAACACACGAUCAGGUGAACUUUCUCUUGUCGAAGAUUGGCGAGGAAGUAGAUGAGCUUAUGGGACGCAAGGCCUCCGUCAAGGAAUUCGAGGAUCUCAUACACAAACUGCAGAAUUUCUUGCAUCCUAAUCACUUCCAUCUGCUUACGUUGCAACAUUCGCUGAUUCAAAUGUACGGCCACUUAAGCGGAUAUCAACUACAGGGACUUUCCGAUGCGUUGCUGCAAAGGAAGCUGUCCAUGUGUCGCGAUAUGAUGCGUAUUAUCGACGUGCUCGAUCCCGAAUCGUUUCGACUCACGCUCUACGCCGGGUCCAUAUUGCUAGAGCAGCAGUUUGCACUGGUUGAACGGAAUAGACGACAGCAAACUUCCGGUACUGGUAACGUAGAGAACAUGAAGCGUGACUACCAAGAAGCGUAUGAUUGUUUAAUGCGCGCUAGAAAAAUGCUACACAAUGAAAUGGGAACUAAACAAGGAAAGAAGCUGUUGGAAGAGGUAGAGCGCGCACUGGAGCGGAUCAGCGACGAUCCUUUGGCAGCAGUUGAUCCCGUGGAAACAGUCUGAGCUGAUCACAUCGCGGCAGGAUCAUUGCGACGUUUAACACAACUUUUUAAUAAAACAAUUAAUUAAACCUUUUUUCCA